CGGCCAGAAUCAGAAUUGAUCGUUGGACAGUACACCAUAGAUGUACUGUGUUUAGAUUUUGGUAAACCCACAUAUCUGUACAUGGGCAUCAUAUAACUUUCAUAAUGAGCUUAUUCUAUUCAGUUUGAUAUGCUUUAAAUAAUUGCAAUUUACUUAUAAGUUUUACCAGGAAGAAGUAUUGUCAAAACAUUAAUAAAUGUAAAAGAUGUAAUUUAGAAUACAAAAGUACAUGUUUAUGUUAUAUUCUAGAGCAAGAUUUAUGAACGAGAACCUAUAUCAGCAUAACACAUUUAUGACCAGAGUCAUGAUUCGAAGCUACACGGUAACGACAACAAUAUAUUUGACCAAACCUAUACUUCAAACUAUUGUCAAACCUAUGACAGGUGAAAUAUUGAUUAUCCCAGAUACUUCUGUUGAUUGCAAAGCAUUGCAUUUCAUUUAAACUGGUAAAUAAUUUAGCAUGUUUGCAAAUUUCACAACAACAAACUGUUGAUUGUAAGUUUAAAUUACCCGAUAUAUGCAAGGACAGAAAUGCUUUUUUUUUCAAGAAUACAAAUAUGUUAUUCAGUGUAGAACAGUAUUGGCGUUUUACAGUACGCCACGAUUACAAGUUGUUAAUAUUUUAAAGCAAAUAGAUCAUUGUAUUCAAUCUGGAUUAUCAUACUGGACUGGAUAAUCUAAAUAUGCAUGCUCAAUGGCAACCUGUGUAUUUAUAUUUGCUAAUGAUAACUCCAAUGUUGUUGGGUGUUUAUGCCUAUGAAGUGUGCACCUAUUGGCCGGACCUUAAAUACUGUGAUGACGGCUACUACUGUUGCAAUGACGACACCCACUGCUGCUCCGACACAAUUUUGACAAUUGGUGCAAUCAUUGGUAUAGUGAUCGGGUGUAUAGUUUUCGUCGGUUGUGUCAUUGCUGUGAUAUGCUGUGUUACAAAGCAAGGCCACCGACCUGGUCGAAUCGUCCAGCCAGUGCAACAACAUGGUGUCGCUGUAAUUACAACCGUACAUCCGCAAGGUCAGCCUGGAUACGGACAACCAAUGUACGGACAACCAUCGUACGGCCAACAGCAGUAUGGAGUUCAGCAACCACCCAUGUAUGGACAACCAACGUACGGGCAACAGCAGCAUGGAGUCCAGCAACCACAAAGCGGUGAUAAAGCGGGAACCAGUGAUCCAGCAUACCCACCUCCUCCAUCGAAUUAUUAA
Molecule: messenger RNA, 1205 nt
Organism: Mercenaria mercenaria
Lineage: Eukaryota; Metazoa; Mollusca; Bivalvia; Venerida; Veneridae
Exons: 4
Coding region: 684-1205 (173 amino acids)
Source: RefSeq, a predicted model, not a curated record